This is a messenger RNA of Asparagus officinalis (garden asparagus), 1388 nucleotides long. RefSeq names its product transcription factor bHLH18-like. The transcript has 4 exons. The record is from RefSeq and is a predicted model, not a curated record. The coding region runs from base 243 to 1169 and encodes 308 amino acids. Gene Ontology annotation, molecular function: protein dimerization activity. Lineage: Eukaryota; Viridiplantae; Streptophyta; Magnoliopsida; Asparagales; Asparagaceae.
CUCUUUAUUAUUAUCUUUUUCGUAAGCAUAGAAAGCAAGUAGCACAGAGACUCAAUGCUUUUAAAAGGGAAGGGAAGGGAGCCUCCAUUGGCACAGGAAAGGGGCAAACGUUCCACAACGCAAGCUGAGCAAAAAGCAAAGCUUUGACUACCAAACUAAUUAAACAACCAAACUAUCUUACUACAACAUACAAGCUUUGGCCCUCAAACUCUCUUCCUCCCAGAACAAUAUCAACCCACAAUAUGGAUGCAUCAACAGCAGCUUGUUGGUUCUCAGAUCCAGGAAUGAUGGAAGAUCCGAGCUUCCACCAGUGGGAGUUGGGCUCUUUGGACCAAUUCGCCAACGCCCAGAACCUUUGGGACAACAUCCAGCAGCCUUUCACCUCCUCCUUCAACGCCGCCGUAAGUGGAUCCUCCAUGGAAUCCUACAGCCCCAAAAAGAUCCCCCAAAAAACAAGCAGGAGCUCCACUUCCCCCAGCAUCCUCUCGUUCGGCAACCCGGACUCACCAAUCGACGACCAAGAGCUUGGGUUGGAUGUUCAGUGCGCUUCAGCCGGUUCAAAGCGGAGCUACGACGGCCGUGUGAAGAGAGAUGUCACCGACAGGCCGCCCUCGCACAACCAGGAUCAUGUUCUUGCGGAGCGGAAGCGGCGUGAAAAACUCAGCCAGAGAUUCAUAUCCCUGUCCGCCAUCAUCCCCGGCCUCAAAAAGAUGGACAAGAAUUCGGUCCUCGGCGGUGCAAUCAAGUACCUGAAGCAGCUCCAGGAGCAGGUGAAGACUCUGGAAGAGCAGUCGGCGAAGAAGAUGGUAGAGUCUGCGGUGAUCGUAAAGAAAUGUCAGCUCUCGGAUGAUGAUGGGUCUUCUCUCGAGGAAAUUUUUUGUGAAGGGAAGCCUAACGAAGCUAAUAACAGCAUUGAUGUUGAGGUCGAGGCGAAGCUAUCGGGAAAGACCGUUCUGUUGAAGAUUCACUGCAAGAAGAGCAAAGGAUUACUGGUGAAGAUACUGGCGGAGAUUGAGAGCCUGAAGCUCUCUGUUCUGAAUUCCAGCUGCAUUCCUUUUACAGGUUCUGCUCUCGAUAUCACUGUGAUGGCUCAGGUUGAAGAAGGUUUUUCUUUGACAGUGAAGGAGCUUGUAAAGAAGCUAAAUGUAUCAUUCAAGAGGCUCAUGUGAAGGAUUUGAUGGAGCACAAGUUCUUGCUUGUUAGUACGAUCGAUGAUGAGGGGGUUUUGUUCUUGAUUUGCUUCUUUUUUACGGGGCUUCAUUUUCUUUGACGGUGAGGGAGCUUGUAAAGAAGCUAAAAAUGUAUCAUUUAAGCAGUUCAUGUGAAGGAUUUGAUGGAGCAGAAGUUUUUGCUUGUUAGUACGAUGGCUGAUGAGGGGGUUUUGUUCU